GGCGUAGAGUCCUUUAGCCACCUUUCGGAAAAGAAACCAGACUCUUUACGCAACACCCAACCCCAAGCCUCCUCCUAUGUUAUUUAAAUCCCGUGUGAUUCCCUGCUUCGCACCGUAUUCUUCUUCUCUGAUCUCCGUCCAUGAAAAUGGAGGAUUCGCCGAUCAGCCGUCUCUCCGAAGACACUCUCAAUCAGAUAUUCUCUUACCUCUCUCUUCGUGAAAUCGUGAUCUGCCGCUCCGUUUGCAAGCUCUUUAACCAAACCCUGACCUCACCGUCUUUCAUGCACCUCAUCUCCACCCGAUCCCACCUCAACCUCCUCGCUGUCCGACCCCCACAUCACCACCAUAAUCAUCACAACCGCCACGUGUCCCUCUAUUCCUUCAUCCACGUCUACGAUCCCGAUCAGAAUCAAUGGCUUCGAUUCAGCCUCGAUUUCCUUCCCUUCCGAUCUCCUCACCCCGUCGCGUCUUCGCUCGGUCUGUUAUACCUCUGGGCUGACACUCCGGACUCGAACAAGUCACUCAUCGUUUGUAACCCCUUGACUCGUCAAUACAAAGUACUCCCUCAACUCGGCUCGGCUUGGUCGCGCCAUGGCUCCGUGCUAGUUGACUCAUGGAACCGAGUCAUGGUCUUAACGGAACUGGCUGCUCUUUACUUCUCCUUUUCUCAGGAAACCCAACAAUGGCUCAAAUUCUCUUCGAAUUUACCUUCCAAACCCCGAAGCCCCAUUGUGAUUUCCAACUCCGUUUUCGCCCUAUGCGACGUGGGAUCGCCGUGGAGAAGUAAGUGGAAAUUAUUCUCUUGCGCUGUCAAAAAUUUGUUAAAUUUAAAUUUAAAUGUGAUGAACAAUAACUGGGAAUGUUUGGAAAGGCAUGAAUGGGGUGACAUUUUCGAUGUAAUGAAAAGACCGCGUUUAGUACCUGGAAAUGGGAACAAGAUCUUGAUGAUUGGGGGUUUAAAAUCGAGUUAUUCCUUUAAUCAAUCUGGUUUGACGAUUUUGAUUUUGAGAUUGGAUUUGGAAACAAUGGAGUGGGAAGAGGCAACAAGGAUGCCAGAGGCGAUGCUCAGGUGGUUUCAGGAUAGUAAAUUUAAGGUGUUUGGAGGAGGGAAUAGAGUUUGCUUUUCCGGGAAGAAAAUUCGGAGACUGGCUCUUUGGGAUUGCUGCAAAUGGCGGUGGAUUGAUGGGGUGCCUGGAAACGGGGAUGAGCUUUUCCGGGGAUUUACAUAUGAAGCUCGGCUUACUGCAGUUCCUUAAAUGGAUGCUCGUUGCGUUCUUACAAUGUUUACCACUUUGAAUCAUUGUUGUUUUUUGUUUAUGUUCUUCUAGUGAAAUGAAAGAUUCAGGGUAGUGCAAAAAGACUGUAACCUGUUGUCGAGACCUCAGGGACUCAAGAAUGAAAAGUGGGAAUUGAGUUCAUCUUAGGCAAUGUAAAUUGUUAAUUAAGAUGAAAAACAGAACCCCGAGAAUUUGAGAUUUCUUCUAUUACUAUUUUCAAUGCUUAAUUGGGACAUUUGAAUUAUUUUCCUCUGAAAUUAAUGGAAGAAACAAGCCUUAUGAGAUCAA
This is a messenger RNA of Hibiscus syriacus, 1565 nucleotides long. Its product is annotated as SKP1-interacting partner 15-like. NCBI's taxonomy places the organism in Eukaryota, Viridiplantae, Streptophyta, Magnoliopsida, Malvales, Malvaceae. The record is from RefSeq and is a predicted model, not a curated record. The coding region runs from base 141 to 1256 and encodes 371 amino acids. The transcript is spliced from 2 exons. Gene Ontology annotation, molecular function: protein binding.